Molecule: messenger RNA, 13527 nt
Organism: Plasmodium gaboni
Lineage: Eukaryota; Apicomplexa; Aconoidasida; Haemosporida; Plasmodiidae
Product: putative membrane protein
Exons: 3
Coding region: 1-13527 (4508 amino acids)
Biological process (GO): clathrin coat disassembly; clathrin-dependent endocytosis
Cellular component (GO): vesicle; intracellular membrane-bounded organelle; cytoplasm
Molecular function (GO): clathrin binding
Source: RefSeq, a predicted model, not a curated record
AUGGGUAAUUGCAAGUCUUAUUCUUCUCAUUUUAGUGUUAAUAAAAACAAUACUAAUGAAUUAUAUGAAAACUUAAUAUGUAAUUUUAUUGAAAAGGAUAAACUUUUGUUUUGCCCGAAAGCUUUUGUUAUAUAUGAAGUUUUAAAAAGAAAACUGGAAAAUAAAGAUGAGUUCAGGUAUUAUAUUGUGAGGACUCUCCAUAGGAAGAAAGUUAAGAAUGCUUUAAUUGGUUUAAAUGAAGAUUACAACAUCGAUGUUUUGAAUUUUUUAUUAAAAUUAUUUAAAAAGAUAAACAAUGAUUAUUAUAACAACAUAUUGAACUUUCAAUAUAGUAAUUAUUACAAUUAUUUUGUUCGUGAAGAUUCAAAAUUUGUAAGUUUCUCGGAACAAAUAAAUAUCAUUCAUGACAUAUAUAAUUUUGUACGUAUGAAAUAUGUACUUGAAAACAUUUGCUUACAUUUAUAUUUUGAAGUACAUGAUGAUUCUAAAGAAAUUUAUGAAUAUACAGAAAAAAAAAAUGGGAGUAAUAAAAAGAUGAGUACAGUAAAGGUAGUAAAAGAAAGAUCGAAUGAUUUAUUAAAUUUUAAGAAAAAGAGCAUAAGUAAUACAUUAAGAGAUAGAAACAAUAUGAUAUAUUUAAUAAAAAAUCGUUUUAAAAAAAUUGAGAACUUUUGUAAAAAUAAUUUACAUUGUAAUGUAUUUGAGAAUUUUAAAAUAUAUAAUAUGAUGUGUUUAUAUAUUUUAAAAAAUAAUUAUAAAAUGAAAUGUAUUUUAUAUAAUAUAUUUAGUAUUAUGUUUUUUAUAAAUAAUUAUUUUAAUAUAUAUAAUAAGGAACCAAUUACUAAUCAUAUAAAGAAAUUAUCAUUUAAUGAAGACAAAUCACAAAUAAAAAAUGAGUUUUUAAAAAAAUUCAAUAAAGAUGAAAUUAAAUAUUCCUCAUCUUUAGAAGAUAUAUAUAAAAGCUAUUUAUUUAUUUCUUUAUGUCUUAGUUCUGAUGAACAAAUUAAAGAACAUAUAUUAUAUAAUACAAUUAUUAAUAUGAAUCAAAAUCCAGUACGAUUCUCUAAAUGUAUUAGUGAAUUCUUAGAUAUGUAUAAUAUUUCACAAAAAAAAAUGAAUACCCUUUUUUCAUCAAACGAAAUGAUAGAUAAAAAAGAAAAGGAAAAAAGAAAAAAAAAAAAAAAAAAAAAAAUAUACGAAUGUUCACAUAAAACCAUACAGAAUUCUUAUAUUAAUGAUAAUUUUAUAAAUUCCCAUUAUAUUUGUCAAAAUCAAUAUAUAAAAAGUAUUUUAAAUAUAGGUAAUUCAAAUUAUCACAUAAAAAAUAAUAUGAUGAUAUUCUGUUUUGUCUUAUUCGAAAAUUCGACUUAUAUGCAAACUAGUUACAGAAUAAAUAAUAUAAUGAUCGAUCAAGAAAAAGACCAAGAAAAUGAACAAAAGGAAAAAAAAAAAAAAAAAAAGAAGGAACUGUUAUUUAAUAAGAGUAAAUCAAGUGAUGAAAUGAAUAUACCAUUGACUGAGAAGAAAAAAAAUAAACAGAAAGAGAAGAAAUUUAAAUUUAAGUUGAAAUUUUAUAAAAAGAGCUUGAAAACGGAAAAUAAUAGUAGUACAAAUAACGAACAUGAAGAAAAUUUACAAAAUACAUAUGAAUUAAAAAAAAACUAUUCAUAUAAUAAUUCAGAUUAUAAAAAAAUGGAUCAUAUUUCCUUUGAUUUAAAUAGGAUAGGUUUUUUUAGAAUUGAUUUGUAUAAUCUUAUGCAAGAAAAAUUUGAAGACAAUAUAGAUGAAAAUAUGGAUAACUAUAUAAAGUUAUAUACCAUAAAAAAAAAAAAAAUUAACAAUACAGAAGAUGAAAAUAAUAAAAGAGGAAGCAGUAAAUACAUUUAUGUGAAGAAAAAAAUUAAAACCAAAAAAGAUUAUGAACUAAUUGAAACUAUGAAAGAUAAUUUCAUACAUGUUCUUAAUGUUUUAAAAACUAUGAGAAACAAAGAAAUAUGUUAUAUAUCAUCAGCAAAUACUUUUAACGAAUCAUAUGAUAAAAAUACAAAUGAUUACAAAACAAAUGUAAGUUACACACAAAUAGAAAGUAUUGAUUAUUCAUUUAAAUCUAAAAGCAGUGAUAAGACAUUUAAAAAAGAAACUGAUGUGAAUUGUUCAGAAAAGAAUGAACAUAUUCCAUCUGAUCAAAAUGUAAAUGAGGAACACAAUGAUAAUGAUAUAAAUACAAUAUGUAAUGAGAACAGUGUAGGAAAAAAUAGAAAAAGUAAUGUAAAAAUUAAUGAAGGAAAUAAUUUAAUAAAACCAUUUUUUAUAGGAGUGCAUGACAUAUUUGUUCCUUUUGAUAUGGAAAAACUUAUUCUUCAUAAGUCACAAGAUACAUUUGAAUUUAAAGAUAAAGAAAUAAUUAGAACAAAGACUACACCUUUAUAUCGAAAAAUACCUAAUCAUUCCAGAGUACAUGUAAGAAGAUGUGAUAAUCCUAUAUUAAAUCAAAAUGAAAUAAAAAAGAAACAUAUAACAUCAAAGGGAGCAAACAAAAAAUUUCAUAUUAAGGGAAGAAGUUAUACAGAAAAUGAAAGUUUUUAUAAAAGUGCUAAUGUAAGAACAAAUAAAAGCAUCGAACUUAAUCGAAAAGAUGAUUCCUAUAAUGUUUUUUAUGUAAAUGGAGAAAGUGAAUUACUGUUUAGUAAAGAUAGCUUAAAUUUUGAUAAUAUUUAUGAGAAUCCAACCUUAAUGAAUAUAUUUGAAGAAAUGAAAUAUAGAGAACAAACAGAAGAAUUAUUAAAACUAUAUAAUUUUACUACAAAAAAAAAAAACAUGAACGAAUUUUUAAAUAAAGUAAAAAUAUAUGGUAAGACAAUAUGUAUUAAGGAUACACCUAAAGAAAAUAAUGAUGAUAUAUAUACUGAUUAUAAUUAUUAUAAUAAUUAUAAUUAUUAUGAUAACGAUGAAUAUGAUAAUGAUGAAUGUGAUAAUGAUGAAUAUGAUAAUGAUGAUGUUAGUAACAAUAAUCGUUAUGAAUAUGAAAAACAUUUAACACUUUUUAAUAGAAAUAAAAUGAAAAGUAUUGCAACAUAUGAAGAUAUGGAGAAAAUAAAUUCAAAAAAUAAAGGAAAAGAACAAAAUAAUAAAGAAAAAAAUUCUAUUGAUGAUGAAAUAGAUAUGGAAAAUUAUGAAGAUGAUAUAGGACAAAAUAAUGAUGAUGAUCUAAAUAAUAUUAAUAACGAUGAAGAAGAUGAAAAAAUAAAUGAAAAUUUUUUUAAAGAUUCUUUAAAAAUAUUUAUACAACACAAACCAAUGGGUGAAAUGUGUAAUUUUGUUAAUAUGAAAUAUAUACAUAUUUCUUUUAAUAUGUAUAAAGUAUAUGAAGGAAAAAAAAAACUAAUACUUAGUACAUAUACAAAUAAUGAAAAAAGUGAUUCAUUACAAAAAGAUAAUGAAAAGGAAAAUGAAAAAAAUAAUAUAAAUUAUAAUAUAAAUGAUAAUAUAAAUGAUAAUAUAAAUGAUAAUAUAAAAGAUAAUGUAAAAGAUAAAGAGGAUGAAACCAAAUGUGUGGGAAAAAUAGAAUAUAAUAUUACAUUAGAUAAAAAUGAAAAUUUUAAAUAUAUAAUAGAUUUAAUAUUUUUGCAUUUAAAUUAUAAUAGAUGUUAUUAUAUAUAUAUACCCAAAAGGCUGUUAGUUAAUUUUAUGAAUAAAGGUGGAAUUCCAGAAGAUAAUAUAUUUCUUAAUUCUAUGAAUUGUAAUUGUGAUAUAGUUUUAGAAAAUUUAUAUAUCAUUGAUCCUAAUGAUUGUAUUCCGAAUAAUAAUUUAACAAAUAUAUCUAUUCCUUUAUAUUUUGAAAAAAUACAUUUUGUCGAAAUUGUUUUAUUUCUUUUAUGUGAUGUAUUAAAAAUAUAUAAUAAAAUAAAAAAACUAAAAAAAUAUUUUGAAAAGAAAUGUAUAGAAUUUAUAAAAUUAUUUUAUGAUUAUUUUGAUACUCAAUUGAAAAAGGUAAAUUAUGAAUAUUGUAAAGAAAAAAAAAAUAAUAUAUUAUCACUUCCUAAUGAACUUUUAAAAAAAAGAGGUUCCAAAAAAUUAGAGAAUUAUACUAUGUUAAGUAGUGGUAUUAACAUUUCUUCAUUAAGGCAUAUUUCAAAUUUGAGUGAGGAAAAAUAUAUUACUACUAAAGAAGAUAAUAAUAAUAAUUAUAAUAAUAAUAUGGAUAUUAAAUCAUUAAUAAUUAAUGUUUCAUCUACAUUAAUUUCAGAAAAUUGUACAACUAAUGUUAACAACCAGGUGAAUAAUAUGAAUCAAGAAAAUGAUGAUGAUGAUGAUGAUGAUUCUAAAAAUAAGAAAAAAUCAAACAACACCACCACCAACAAUAAUAAUAAUAGCAAUAAUGAUAAUAUUAUUUUUAAUAAUAAUUUUAGUACAUAUAAAUGUAAUGGUGAAAAUCCUUUCGAUAUUGGAUAUAAAUAUAAUAAUAUUUAUAUAAAAAUAAUAGACGUAAAAUUAUAUGAUUUUAUUUUAGAUUAUCUAAACUAUAUAAAAGAAAAUAAUAGUUGUUAUUAUUUAUGCCCAUAUAUAUUUGUUUAUAAAUUUAAAGGACUUUGCUUCCUUUUUGUUCCUGUAUGUAACAACUUUUAUUUACUUUUUUAUCAUUUCUUUUUUCAUUUCCUUAAUUGUUCAGAUUUUUUUAGUUUCAAAAAAUGUUUUAAUCGAAAUAUUAAUAAUAAUGAUGAUGUUUCUAAAAUACAAUAUGCUGUACCCACAAAUCAUAAUUUUCUAUAUAUUAAUAAUAUAAUUAAAAUAUUAAAUAUACAUAAGAAUAAUAAAAUGUAUGUGAAAUAUAUUUCAUUAAACAAACAAAUGCAAAAUAAAGAAACUGUAUAUUAUUAUAAAUGGAUUAAAAGCAAAAUUGUUAUUGAUAUUAGAAACUCUUUUUCAUCUCCAUAUUUUAUUCGUACGAAGAAUUUUAUUAGUUUCAUUGAAAAUACAAAUUUAAAUAUAUGUCUAAGGAAAUUAUAUUUAAAUAAAGAUUGUGCAUUUUCUGUAAAACUUGAUAAAAAGAAUAAGAAUAAUGAAAAUUCAUCUGCUUUUAAUGAUAUCAUAUGUUUGUUUAACCAGUAUUUUAAUAUGUUUACUUAUUUCUAUGAUGAAAAAAAAAUAAGUAGAAAUAAUGAAUUAUUUCGUCACAAUAGAUAUAUAAUUAUCCCGUAUUUUAAUGAUAUUUAUAUUAAUCGAAAUAACUUACUUAUUUAUUGGAAAAUGUUAGAAGAUUUUAAAAAUGCUAAAACGGAGAAUAAGACUAAUGAUUCCAAUAAUAGAAAUGACAAUGAUAAUUAUAAUAGCAGUAAUCAAAAUAUUAAUUAUAAUAAUAUAAAUAACAGUAAUGAUAAAUGUUUGAAGGAAGCUGAAAAAAAUGAAUAUCAAAAUAAAUAUGGAAUGAACGAAAAUAUAAAGGAUGAUGACUACUACUAUAAUAAGAAUGAUAAUGAAACGAAAAAUCUUAAAUAUUUUUUUAUUUAUAAUAUAUAUGAAGUCCAUAGAGAUAUCUUCAUAAAUUAUUUUUAUUUGUUAUUAAACAAAAUAAUAGUAGAAGCUGUAAAAGAAUUAAAAAUAAAUAAUUUUUUAAGUAUUCAUAAUUUAUUACAAUUAUUAAAUAAUUAUGAAAUAAAUUUCAAUAUGUUUUUUUGGGUAUUAUAUGAUAAUUAUAUAAAUAUUUAUAAAAAAUAUAGUGUUCAUACAGAACUUGUAAAUUUUUUUAAUAAUAAUAAUCCAAAUAAAAGUUACGUUCUCGAUUCUUUUAAAAAACAAAAAUUUAAUUAUUGUAAUAAAAAGAAGUUUUAUGUAAGACGGAUUUUAGUAUUUUGCACAUGUAUAUUAUUAUCUAUUAUAUGUAGAAAUAUAUGUGAAUUUUUUAUAACAGAAUUAAAUUAUUCUUAUGAAAAUGUAUUCAGUGUAAUAUCUUACUUUUUCUUUUCUAAUAAGAAGCUUCCUCAGAUAAAUGAUGAUAUAAAUUUGAAUUUUUUAAAGUCAAUUUAUUUUAAUUUAUUUGUAUCCUUAAGCUUUGUUUUGCAAUAUAUCCCAUUAAAUGUCCAAUACUUAAAUUUGUUUAAACUUAUAAAGAAAGUAAGAAAAUAUAAAUUUAUUUUAGCUAUGUGUUUAAAUCAUAUAUGUGGUAUGAAUAUACCUUUUUACCUUUUUUGUGAACUUUAUAAGUUGCCUUUACCUAUGUUAAAUGAUUUCUUUUCUUUUAAUAAAAAAAUGUGGAAUCAUUGUUCUAAUAAUUCCGAAUUAACAAAUUCAAUAACUUUGAACGAAUUAGAAGAAAAUUAUUAUGAUGAAAUUGAUUUGAAAAUGGAUGAGAAAGAAAGUAUUCAAUGGAUAAACGACAAUUUUGAUUUUAAUAUAUCAAGUGAUUCCUUACGUCUUUUUAAAAAUAAAAAGAUAAAUAGACAAAUAUAUAAAUGUUUUCAUUAUAAAACAGAACACAAUAAAUAUAAGAAUCUUAUAAAUCUUAUGAUUAAGUUGAAUUUUAAUUCAUGUCCUAAUUUAUAUACAUUUCAUAAUAUUGAACACGCUUCAGAUAAUAUAUUAACUUAUUCUACAUAUAACAAUCUUUUUAAAUUCAAACAAAAUAAUUAUAAUAAUAAUAAUAAUAAUGAUCAUAAAAAUGAUGAUACGAAUGAUGAUUUUUUCAUAAUUAUUUUUUCACAUUUUCUUAAUUUCAUAUACCAAUUUUGGAAUAAAGGAAUUUGUGAAGUAAGUGAGUAUGAAACAUUACGUAGUGCAAGCUAUUCAAGUCAAGAUAUAGAAUAUUCAAAUAAAAUACAAAAAAACAACAAAUUAAAUAAUAUAAAUAUAAUUAUGCAGAAUACAUUAGAUUAUUGUGAAAAAACAAAUGAAUAUUUAAGAGAAUCAAGUAUACUAUUAGAAUAUUAUAAUAUUUUUAAAGCAAGUACUUGUUUACAAUUGUGGAAUCAACAAAAUAUAAUGGAAAAUGAUAUUUUUGAUUGUCUCUUACAUAUCAUAGAAAUGCAUUAUCCUCAUUUAUUAAUUAUUCUUCCAAUAUUUUUGAAAGAAAAUUUUAAUCUCUUAACAUAUGAUAUAAAAGUAUAUCUAAUAAACAUAUUUUUCUUUAUUUUUAUUAAAACAGAUAAAUAUAAAAUAUAUAAACAAAAUAAUAAAAAAAAGAAACAUUCAGGAAGUUUAUAUAAUAAAAUUAUGAAUAGUACAAAUUUUAUAGAAAAUACUAACAAUGUCGUAUUGCAAGAUGAUAAAAAGGGUCCUAAUGAAGUAUUAAAACAUGCAUCAUUUUCGAAGGAUAUUUUUAUGGACCCAUAUGAUUAUGCAAGCAGAAGGAAUUUUUUCGAAAUGAAAUCUGAAAUGAAUACUGGAUCAUAUAACAAAAUGAAUAUCGGAUCAUAUAACAAAAUGAAUAUUGGAUCAUAUAACAAAAUGAAUAUCGGAUCAUAUAACAAAUUCAAUUAUGAAACAGUUGACGAUUUAGAAUAUGAAUCUGAAAACAAAACAGAUAUACAUAAUAGUAUAGAAUCCGAAAGUGCAACUGAAAGUGAUAUGGAGAUAAUAUAUGAAAAUAAUCCAAAUUGGAAUAAUAUUCAUAAUGACAAACUAAAAAUAAUUUUAUUAAAUAAUGAUUAUAAUAUGUAUUUAAUGCAAUUUUUUUUCAAAAUUGUUUUACGAAUAGUUCCAUUUUUCAAGGUAAAGAAUCAAAAGAAACCUGUAAAUAUGAUGAAAUCAUCUAUAAUAUACAACAUCGCAAUUAUAUUAAAUAUGCUAAAAUCAUUUAAGAAUAUUAUAUUAUCAACAAAAAAUAAUUUCUGUGUAUUUAUUUAUUAUUUUUUUAUAAAAGGAUAUAUAUCAUUAUUUUUAGUGAAUAUAAACAGAGCCCAAAAAUACUUUAAAAAAGUAUUUCUUCUUCUUUUAUUUUUUUUUGGAAAUCCAAUGUGUUCUUUAAACUCUCAUCCAUUUUUGUUAUAUGUUACAUAUAUUUUAUAUUGUUUAACUGUAUUAUCCAAAUUAAAUAUGGGAAAAUUUUAUGAAAGUGUUCAAAAAAGGGGAAUAAAGUUGUUUAAGAAUAAUAAUUAUGAUAAAGACGAACAGUUAUGUAAAGACAAUAAUGAUAAUAGCUAUGAUGAUAAUAAUAAUAAUAAUAAUAAUAAUAAUAAUAAGAAGAAGAAGAAGAAGAAGAAAAUUUAUUGUAAAAAUGAAAAUACUGAAGAUGAAUCUUUUAAUAUGAAGAAUAAAACAUAUAAUUUUGACCCUAAAAAUUAUAUCAUUGACAAUAAAAUGCGUAAUAAUAUUAAUUAUGAGGAUAAAGAAAAUGAUACUUUAUUUAGUGAAGAAGACAUAUCCAUAAAUAAUAUAUGGCUAAAACAGAAAUAUGAAAUAUGGAUGCUUUUAGAAAUACUUCGCUCAAUUAAAAACAAUUAUAUAAAAUUUAAUAAUAAUAUAUAUUUAGUACCUUUGAAUUAUUUGUUUAUAAAUAUAAAAAAACUUUUGAAACAAUGCAUACAAGAAAAGAAAAAGAUUAAGACAGUUGAUAAUGUAAAUAACCAUUAUAAUAAAGAAAAGCAUUUUAGAAAAAAUAGUAACGGAAUGGAUUUAAUAAAGAAAGAUGAAUAUGAUGUUAAUUCAUUUUUAAUGAAUACUGUUAAUAUAAAAGAUAAAGUACCAGAUCAAAACUUAUUAAUAAAUAUCAAUAACAGUUAUUUAGCAUUAUAUCCUACAACUGAAAAUGUAAAUGUUCCAGAAGUUCAUAUAAAUGAAGAUAUUGAUAAGUCAUUUUUAUAUUAUUCGGAAUUAGAAAAAGAACAAAGAGAAACUAAUAGUUUUUAUAAUAAUGAAGAGUAUGAACAAAUGAAAAAUUCCAAUAUUGUAGAAAUUGGAAAUCCUAUAAUUAAAGAUAAUGAACAAGCCAAAGAAGAAUUAUAUAAAAAAGGUAAACCUAUAGAAUGUGAAGAUGAAAACGAACAUGAAAUAAAUGAAAUGGAACAAGAAAAUAAUACAUAUUUUUUAAAUUCUCGAAAAUCAACAAAUAAUUUUUAUUAUAAUGAAGAAAAUAAACUUAGAAAAAAUAAGAAUAAUAAAACAAUGCAUUAUGGAUACAUUGAUAAAAAAGACAUUUGUAACAUAUUAUUAUAUAACUUAAUAUUUAUUAAUAAAAUGAACAAAAAAUUAAAUAAUUGCAACAAUAUUGGUUAUUACCAUUUUAAAUAUUGCAACUUUAAAAAAAUUGUUAUAAAUUACAAUAAGUAUUAUAAAAUGAUAUUGGAAGCGUUUAAGAGUAAAUUAUGCAAAAAUUAUUAUGCCUACACAUUUGGAAAUAAUGAAAAUGGAACACUUGCUAUUGGUAAACCUUCUUAUCUAAAGCUAUCUCCAACUAUUGGUUCACUUGGAUAUGAUAAAAAUAAAAAGAGUAUAAAACAAGGUAACGAUUUUUGGUUUACGAAUAAUUUGCAACUACUCCCAAUUAAGAUUAAAAAAAUAUGUAUGAAUGAAGGAAUGAUUUCAUUGAUUGAUAAAAAACAUAAUUUAUAUAUUGCUGGUAAUAAUACAUUUCUUGGAUCAAAAAGUGAAUUCUAUUUUAAAAGGGUAAAGUCAAAAGAUAAUUAUGUAGGAGAAAAUGUACAUGGUAAAUCAAAAAAAAUACAUGACAAAAUAAAAAUAGAUAAAUUCUUUAUGAAUUUAAGAUUAAAAAAAAUUAAAAAAGAGGAAAAGGAAUUCCUUGAUUACAAUAGUUCAUCUGGAGAUAGUGAUAAUGUCCUAUUUGAAAAAUCGUUAUCAUAUAACGGAACGACAAAAUUUUUAAAACGUUUAAUUUUUCAAAAUGAUAAUUUUUCAGUAUUUGAUAGAAACAAUGAAGAUACAGUAUAUAAAAAAGCAUGUGAAAAUACCAUGGGUAUAUCCAUAAAUAUGAUAUAUGAUAAUUUUAGUUCUUGUGAAAGUGACAUACAUUCAUCUAUUGAUAGUGAUGAUAGUGAUGCGACGUACAUUAAAGUUAGUGAUAUAGAAGAAAUAAAUAAAAAUUUAAGUAUUAAUACUUUAUUAAAUAAUGAUGAACAUAAAUCUUUCUAUGUACAAAAAAAAAGCUAUUCUCUAAAAAAGGUGUCUAUAGAUGAUAUUAAUAUAUAUAACAGCAUAUUAUACUAUUCAUCUUAUGAUAAUCAAUAUUUAACACAUAUUCUUCCAAACUACAUUUCUUCUGUAAAAAUUAUGAACAAAUAUUGUAAAAAACUUUCGUAUGAUUAUUAUAAAGAAAAAAACAAUGCAAACUUAAAAUAUCAAGAAAAAAAUGUACACGGAGAAAAAAAGAAUUAUGAUGAAUAUGAAAAUUCACAAAGAUAUUUAGAAGAAUCCGAGCAUGGAAAAACUAGUAAAGGGUAUUAUAAGAAUAAUAGCAUGAUGUCAUCAAGAGGAAAAGUUGAUAAACUCUUAAUGGAAAAUAAUGUAAAUAAUUUUAAGUUUAUUUAUAAUUUUAUACAUGAUAUUAAAAAUAGAAUAAAAUUUAUUGAUAUUUAUAACGGUUCAGAUUUUGUUAUAUCAAUAAACAAUUUUGGUCAUGUAUAUGCAUGGGGAAAUAAUAAAUAUGGAUGUUUAGGAACUGGGGAUACCAUUAAUAGAUAUGUUCCUACAUUAAUUGACCCAGGUUAUUUCUUUUUAUAUGAUUUUGAAAAGUUACAAAUACAUACAAGUUACAAAACAGAAAUUUCAAUAAAAGGUAUUGAAAAAACAAAUAGCAUGUGUAAUGAAAAUAUUUUGUAUAAUUCUUUAUUACAAGAAGCAAUUAAAAAAAAUAUUUAUCAUAAACAUAUAAAAGUUCAAAAUAAUAUAAAAGAAUCCUUUAUUAAAUGUAAUGAGGCGGAUUGUAGAUCUGUUAAUUCAAAUAAUUUCGUAAGUCCAAAUAAACAUUUUAAAGAUGACCUUUUAGUGACAUUAAAAACAGAUAAUAUUUAUACAUCAGAACACAUGCUUAAUUUUGAAAACAUAAAUGUUGACAAUGUAACGAUAAGUGUACAAAAAAUUUACGUUCCCAUUAGUUCCAUUUUUUGUGGUAAUAAUCAUGUUUGUGCAUAUUCAAAUGGAUCCAUAUUUAUGUGGGGUGAACAAAAAUUAGGUCAAACAUCCACACCUUUUGAAAAUAUCUACUUUGAUAUUUAUAAUAAAUUACCAAAAUCAGAUAGUGAUUCAGAUAAUAAUUAUAAAAUAAAAAAAAAUGAAAAAAGAGAAAGUAAAAAGAGUAAAACAAAUGAUUUCUUAUCUUCAAGUUCUUCAGAAGAAUAUUACCUUAAUUUAUUAGAUAGGAAAAAACUUGAAAGUAUGAAAAAUAGAUAUAACAAAAAUAAAAUUUUAUUUUGUAAGAAAAAAAUUAGCUUCAGUGUAAAAAACCCAAUGCAAAAUUAUUAUAACAUAACUAAUGAUGAAAUAUUCCUUAAUAACAGAAAAUUAAAAUUGUGUUCUAAUUUAAAUGCAACAAAUAAAAUUAAAAAGAAAAAAGUUAACAACAAUUUAGUUCUUAUACCCAUUCAAGUUUGUGUAUUUAAUUUAUCCUAUAGAGUAAGAAAAAAAAUAACAAAUAGUACAAAUGACAAAUACGCCAGUAAUAAAUCCAAUGAAAAUGAAGAAAAAUAUGAAAAAGAAACGUUAAAGAAUUCAAAUUAUGAUUUUAAUAGUUUUCCAACUGGUCAAAAUAAUGAUCGCCACAUUAAGAAUGAGAAUAUAAAUAAAAAUUCUGAGGGAAAUGUAUCAACACAAAAUUCAAAAUUAAAAAAUUCUAGUACUACUACUACUACUACUAAUAAUAAUAAUAAUAAUAGUGAUUAUACAAGAGUUUAUGAUUUUCUUGAAUCAUUUAUAAAAGGUGAAAUUGUAAAUAUGUAUAUGAACAUUUUUAGAAAUGAUAUAAAUAUAUAUACAAAUAUUCCUAAUAAUAUUAAUAUAAAUCCAUACAUAUAUGGAAUGAAUUUUUACGAUUACAAUUUUUAUAAUGAGAAAUAUAAGAACUUUCAAAAUUAUUUAGGAGAGGGAAGAAAUGAAAAUGAAUUUAAUGCCAAUAAUAAUGCUCAAAAGAAUUCAUAUUUUUCUUCAAAUGAAAAUUAUAAUAAAUAUAAAGAUGACACUUUAAAUAAAAAAAUGAACGAUGGAAAAUAUACUAAUAAAAAUGAAGAUGAAUAUGCUAAAUCAUCCAAAAAAAUCGAUCUACUUAAUAUUGAAGAUCCAAAUAAGUUUGUAAAACUCAUGAAAGAAAAUGAAAUGAUUAACCCACAAAUAUAUGAAUACAUUGAUAAGGAAGAAACUGUAUGUAUUAACAUUAAAUUAAUUAUUUUCUUAUUUUUAUUUAUAAAGAAAAAAUACAUGACUAUUUUCUUGAACAGUGUUCAAAUGGUGGCAAAUGUGUCAUGUGGUGAGGCUAAUACCGUAAUAACAUGUUUCAAAAAAAGUAUUUAUGAUAAAUAUUACAAAUAUAUAAUCAAAAAUAUUACUUGUUUAGAAAAUUAUAAACAUUUAGAAAGUACAAAAUUGAAGUCAAAAUUAAAAUUAACGUAUCCAGAAUAUUAUUUUAGUUCAGCGAGUGAAAACAGUGAACAUUUUUAUAGAAACGAUAUAUAUGAUGUUAAAAAUUAUACGACUUCAAUUGUAAAUUGGGGAGAUAAAUCAUUUGAUGAAUACAAAAUAAUAAAUUCUGCAUAUUCUCGUUCUGAUACAUCUCGCUUUUAUCAUAUGAUAGAUGAAAUAUUAGAAAAUUAUAUGUGUAUUUAUGUAUGUGGUAGGGAUACAAAUAAUAAUUUAUGUGUCAAUCAUAUUAAUCAAAGUAUAUACACAUUUACCCGAAUAAGUAAUAAUUUUUUUUAUUACAACUUUAACAAUUUUCUAUAUUUAUAUAAAUAUAAUUAUUAUUUGUAUUAUAUACAUAAAAAUAAAGUUCAUAUUAAUCAUAACAAUGAUGUAUCAUACAUUCAAAACAAUCCUCUUACCUUAUUUAAGAAUAAAUUUAACAUAAUAAAUAAUAAAGAUGAUAAUAUGAAUCUGAAUCAAUCUAAUUCAAAAUGUCAAGGUGUUUCACCAAAACAAUUUAUAAUAAUAAAAAAAAUUGUUUGCAGUAAUAUUGUUACAUGCUUAAUUGAUAUAUAUAAUAAUGUUUAUAUUUCUGGUGAUAUAAAACAUUAUUUUCCAAACCAUUUUCAUCAUAUUGCAUAUGCAUCAUCACCUUUUGUUAAAAUCAAUUUGAAUAACAAUAAAACAAUAAAAAAUGUAUCAAUUAGUCAAAAUAACAUAUUUUUAGUAUAUGACGACAAUAGUUUGGAAAUAUUGGGUUAUAAUGAUUAUAUCGAUUUCUUUGAAUAUAAUCAUCCUAUAUUUUUUACGAACAAACAUAAUCAUAAACAUUCAUAUAAUAUUGUGAAUAUUAAAAAAUCAGAUUUCUUGGUAAAACAAAUACAAACAGGAAACAAUUGUGCUGUAAUAGUUAUGAAAAAGAAAAAAGGCAAAAAAAAUAGGAAAAAAUCAAUUAAAUACUUUAAUUAA